Molecule: messenger RNA, 1212 nt
Organism: Bacillus rossius redtenbacheri
Lineage: Eukaryota; Metazoa; Arthropoda; Insecta; Phasmatodea; Bacillidae
Product: ADP-ribosylhydrolase ARH3-like
Exons: 6
Coding region: 26-1087 (353 amino acids)
Cellular component (GO): nucleus; mitochondrion
Source: RefSeq, a predicted model, not a curated record
CAAGCAACAAGGAGGGAAAUAUAAUAUGGCGCUGGCUGAAAGUAUUCUGCUUGCAAGUAAAUUUCGGGGAUGUUUGGUUGGUGCGCUUUUAGGGGACUGCCUUGGGGCCCCUUAUGAAGCUGAAACAAAAGUAUCGAAAAUAGUACUCCAAAAAUAUUUCGAUAAAUUGGAAGGACAAUAUUUCAAAUCCCCUGUGAAGCCUUACACGGAUGACACAGCAAUGACAAAGUGUAUCGCUGAGUCCUUGUUGGAGCACAAGAAGUUAGAUGCAUCUGAUCUUGCAAAGCGGUUUGUGAAGGAAUACUUCAGCGACCCAAGGCGAGGCUACGGGGCAAAUGUGGUGGACGUGUUCCGAAAGCUGCGCACUCAGAAGUUCGUGGAUCCGUUUGGCCCAGCGAGGGAGCAGUUCGAAGGGUCGGGCUCGUACGGAAACGGCGCUGCCAUGAGGGUGUCUCCUGUGGCCCUGUUUUGUCACGACAGUUAUGACGAGCUGGUCAGCAUGGCUCGCGUCAGUGCCGAGGUGACGCACGCCAACCAUCUGGGCUUCAACGGAGCUGUGUUGCAGGCAAUAGCAGUACACCAAAGCUUGCACUUAAAUGCCAAAGAAGGUCUGGAUGUCACCAGUUUUGUCUUGGAUUUGAUUACCAAAAUGGCAGCCAUCGAAAAAGAUGAUGAAGGCCUGGGGCUGGAGGACCCGACCCCGUACCAGACCCAGCUGAAGCACGUGAAGGAGCUGCUGGACAGAGGCGACGGCGUGGAAGACGCGGAGGUCGUGAGGCAGCUGGGUAACAACGUCGCUGCACUCUUCUCCGUCCCAACGGCCAUCUACUGCUUCUUACGGGCUCAGGAGGAUAUAGAAGGAAUAAAGACAGAUAACCCUUUCCGCCGCACGCUGCAGUAUGCGAUCUCCCUGGGCGGGGACACGGACACCAUAGCCAGCAUGGCCGGUGCGAUCGCUGGGGCCUACUACGGCCACGGAGCGAUCAGCGAGGCCUUGCAGCGCCACUGUGAGCUGCUCAGCGAGGUCGUCAAGUACGCUGAAGACUUGUAUGUGUUGGUAGCUGCACAGUCCAACGUCCCACCGUGACCAGUCACUAGUUGUUCGUCCAAGUGUUUCAUGUUUUGACAUGCAAAACAACAUGACUUUUUUUAUGUAAAAAGUUUUAAAAGAUAAAUAAAUAUGAGUUUUUUUUUUUUUAAAAAUUCAAGAAA